Aricia agestis (brown argus) is the source of this 1774-nucleotide messenger RNA. Its product is annotated as lysine-specific histone demethylase 1A-like. The record is from RefSeq and is a predicted model, not a curated record. NCBI's taxonomy places the organism in Eukaryota, Metazoa, Arthropoda, Insecta, Lepidoptera, Lycaenidae. Gene Ontology annotation, molecular function: polyamine oxidase activity. The transcript has 8 exons. Bases 87 to 1544 code for a protein of 485 amino acids.
AUAAUAAAAAUGACCUGCGUAUGACCUUUGAGACAAAUAUAUAUGGCUGGGAUGCCUACCGUGUUGCUUGAGUAUUGUGCAAUAACAUGAAGAGUAUAGUACUGCUCGUGGUGAUAUUUACAGCGCGGCUGGACUGUGCUUUAAGCGAGCCAACCCAAAAGUAUGACACCAUCGUUGUGGGUCUAGGAUCAUCCGGUGUGACGGCCGCGACCACACUGGCCAAGGCCGGCAGGAGGGUGCUCGGGCUGGAGGCCGACGACAGGAUCGGCGGCAGAGUCAAGACUGUGCCCUUCGGAGACGGCGUCGUCGAAGUCGGCGCUGAAUGGAUCCAUGGGAUAGUGAACAGUAGGGUUUACGAUGCAGCAGUACAGAAUAAUGUGACAACAUUGGAACAGAAGAUGGAAAGUCAAGUUUUCAGGUCAGACGGAUCGUUCGUUGACAGAGAUCUGUUUAUUGAGUUGUUUGAAUAUGGCACUGAAGUGGCUGAGAACGCAACCGGCGCUCCCAAACCAGUUGGACAACAUACACAAGAAAAACUAAUGGAAUACUUGGAAAAGAAUCAUCCGGAUGUUCUGAAGGAUCAGGAUUACGUUAACGGGGUUUUGGAAGCAUUAAAUCUUGCCUUGAGUGCUCUCGAGGCCACUAGCGACUGGAACGAGGUUUCGACUCAGUCUUCAUACGAAGACCUUGGCGGAAGCCUGCACUACAGUUGGAACAAGCAUGGAUAUAAAACAUUUUUUGAAAUCUUAUUAAACAAAUACAACAAUGGUCCAGGUUUACCGUCGCUGGAUAUCAAAUUGAACAAAGAGGUGACCCAGAUAAAAUGGCCAAAAGAUUCGACUGGUGACGUGGAGGUGGUGUGCAAAGAUGGUGAGAUAUUCACUGCCGACAACGUCAUCGUCACCGUCUCGCUGGGGGUGCUUAAAGAAAGAUACUCGGAGCUCUUCAAACCAGCGUUACCACAAAAGAAAAUCGAAUCAAUCAAAGUCAUGUCAAUGGGACUCCUAGAUAAAAUCAUAUUUCAGUUUGACGAACCGUGGUGGAAAUCAAUGACGUAUGAUUCUAUAUUUUUGCUGUGGAGAGGAGAAGAUAAAAGGAAAGUCAGCAUUGAGGAUAAUUGGACAACAAAAAUAUAUGGAGCCACUACUCCUAUGGGGUCAGAUAACACCCUAACAUUAUGGAUUAGCGGUGAAAAUGCUAAACUGAUGGAAACACUUCCAGAAGAGGUUGUUAGAAGCAAAGCUUUUGGAGUUAUCAAACAAUUUAUGGGAGCCAACUUUACCAUACCGAGACCGACUGGAAUGAUAAGGUCCACAUGGUAUUCUAAUCCAUACACAAGAGGAAGCUAUACCUUCGAUGACGUAGGUUUCCCCCAACAUCCCAACGCAAGAAAUAUACUUGGGGAACCCUUGCUUGAUUCUGCUGGGAAACCCAAAGUGUUGUUCGCUGGAGAAGCUACAAAUCCUAAACAUUAUGGAACCGUCCAUGGUGCAAGCGAAACCGGAUUUAGGGAGGCUCAAAGGCUGCUAGAUAGCAAGAUGUAAGGGGGCAUGUAUAAUGUUGGAAGUGAUUCCGUAUUUCUUACAGUUAUUUCGCCUUUUCAAAACCUUUAUAUGCUAUCGAGACAAGAGCAGUUAUAAAAACUCUGAGGUAGAACAACUAUAUAUGUACUACACAAAUCACUUUUGAAUAUAUUACGUUCCUCGGUAUUAUAGGUAUCCAAAGAUUACAAAACAGAGUUUGUUGAAUAAAUAUAUUUAUUUUCUUAUUAAAA